This is a messenger RNA of Helianthus annuus (common sunflower), 3587 nucleotides long. RefSeq lists its product as uncharacterized. Lineage: Eukaryota; Viridiplantae; Streptophyta; Magnoliopsida; Asterales; Asteraceae. The record is from RefSeq and is a predicted model, not a curated record. Bases 410 to 3466 code for a protein of 1018 amino acids. The transcript is spliced from 15 exons. Gene Ontology annotation, molecular function: hydrolase activity.
GUGUCUACAAUGGUCACCGGAGCCGAUCCAACGGCCAUUAAUCGGUCGUCAACCAACAACGCCUUAGUUCAUCAGCACAAGCAACCUUUUUAAUCUCCCCAUCAACGUAUCCAUUCUAAUUUGGCGACCCACAUAAAUCUUUUUCCAAGAUCAAGAUAAAAAAAACCAGUUUUUCUUUAAAAAAAAACCGAAUAAUAAAAAAGCAUAUGCCAUUGAUCCUUAAUGGGUUCUUUUUAACCAUUGUUAACAGACCCUUUUAGCUUCUUUGUUUGUCCACUCAUUUUCACCUACCCUUUUCGUUUCUUGAUCAUAAAGGGUUCUGGAGCUGGUAACUAUAUCCGAUUGAUCGAUCGGUAAUCACCACAUAUGAAAAGAUUGUGAAAUAAUUUUCAAUUUGAAGGAUUUGAAUAUGGGGACAGAUAAGCAGCCUGUUGGUAUACUAGAUACCAUCAACAUGGAGACAGUAAGGACUAUGUUAACCCAUACAUACCCAUACCCACAUGAGCAUUCCCGGCACGCCAUCAUUGCAGUUGUUGUCGGUUGCCUAUUCUUCAUUUCAUCAGACAACAUGCAUACACUCAUCCAGAAGCUAGACAAGAACAUUAAAUGGUGGUCGAUCUACGCGGGUUUACUUGGAUUUUUCUAUUUCUUUUCGUCCCCGUUUGUUGGGAAGACUAUCAAACCGAGUUAUUCAAAUUUCAGUCGAUGGUAUAUCGCAUGGAUAUUAGUGGCGGCUUUAUACCAUCUUCCAAGCUUUCAGUCGAUGGGCGUAGAUAUGAGGAUGAAUUUAUCGCUAUUUUUGACAAUAUUCAUUUCUUCCAUUUUUGUUCUCCUUGUUUUCCAUUUAGUAUUUCUCGGCCUUUGGUAUAUUGGUCUUGUUUCCCGUGUGGCUGGAAGGAGACCUGAGAUCUUGACUGUUCUUCAAAACUGUACGGUAUUAAGUGUGGCCUGUUGUGUAUUUUAUAGCCACUGUGGAAAUCAUGCUUUGAAUGAAACGCCAUUUGGACGGAAAGAUUCGGGCCUGUUUUCACUUUGGAAAAAAAGUGAAGGGGGUGAAUUGCUCGCUAAAUUUCUCAAAAUGUACGAAUUUAAAGAUGAAGUAUGCAAAUCUUGGUUUGCACCAGUUGGGUCAGCCCGUGAUUAUCCACUUCUUUCUAAAUGGGUCAUAUAUGGAGAGUUUUCUUGCAGUGGUCCAUGUGAGUCAUCAGAUGAAAUAUCUCCAAUAUAUUCGUUAUGGGCGACGUUUAUUGGUCUCUAUAUUGCUAAUUAUGUCGUGGAAAGAUCAACAGGAUGGGCUCUUACUCACCCUCUAUCUGUCAAAGAAACCGAGAGGUUGAAGAACAAGCAGAUGAAGCCGAAUUUCUUGGAUAUGGUUCCUUGGUACUCGGGAACGUCAGCUGAUUUAUUCAAGACUGUUUUUGACCUCCUUGUAUCUGUAACUGUUUUCGUGGGACGAUUUGAUAUGCGCAUGAUGCAGGCGGCAAUGAGCGGUGGUCAUGAAGGGGCUAAACAAGAAGAUUUUUUAUACGAACAUUUUAGUGAAAAGGAUAACUUUUGGUUCGACUUUAUGGCUGAUACCGGUGACGGUGGCAACUCUUCUUAUUCUGUUGCUAAACUUCUUGCCCAACCAUCGCUUCAUGUUUGGAAUAACGAUUCGUUGAAUAAAUUGCCUCGUGGGGACCUUCUUCUUAUCGGAGGUGAUCUUGCGUACCCUAAUCCGUCAGCAUUCACUUAUGAAAAACGUCUCUUUCGUCCUUUUGAGUAUGCUCUCCAACCGCCACCAUGGUAUAAAGAAGAACAUAUAGCUGUAAACAAACCCGAAUUACCUCGUGGUGUUUCGGAACUAAAACUAUAUGACGGGCCACAGUGUUUUAUUAUCCCUGGAAAUCAUGAUUGGUUUGACGGACUUCAAACGUUUAUGAGGUACAUUUGUCACAAGAGUUGGUUAGGUGGAUGGUUAAUGCCGCAAAAGAAAAGCUACUUUGCAUUGCAGCUUCCGAAAGGAUGGUGGGUGUUCGGUCUUGAUUUAGCUCUUCACAGCGAUAUCGAUAGUUAUCAAUUUAAGUUUUUCUCGGAGCUCAUACAAGAAAAGGUUAAAGAAAAUGAUUCCGUGAUAGUUAUGACACACGAACCGAGCUGGCUUCUUGAUUGGUACUGGGAUGAUGUCACCGGAAAGAACGUCACACAUCUUAUACGCGAUUAUUUAAAAGGGAGGUGUAAACUUAGAGUAGCUGGGGACUUGCAUCAUUAUAUGCGACAUUCAUAUGUUGAGUCGGAUAAACCGGCAAUAGUGCAACAUUUACUUGUUAACGGGUGUGGUGGGGCGUUUUUGCAUCCCACACAUGUGUUUAGUAAUUUCAAUCAAGCGUAUGGAACGAGUUAUGAGACCAAAGCCGCUUAUCCAUCCACUCAAGAUUCAAGCAGGAUUGCUCUGGGUAACAUAUUGAAGUUCCGAAAGAAAAACUGGCAGUUUGAUUUCAUCGGCGGGUUCAUAUACUUCAUCUUGACCUUUUCAUUGUUUCCACUGUGCAAGCUAGAUCAUAUCUUACAGGACGAUACAUUUUCUGGUCACAUAAAAAGCUUCUUUAGCACAAUGUGGGAUUCUUUUACGUACAUGUUUGGUCAGUCAUAUGUAUCUUCUGCCGGUGCAUUGUUACUGUUGGCUGCCGCAAUCUCAUUUGUCCCUUCGAAAGUUUCCAAGAAAAAGAAAGUAAUAAUCGGAGUCGUGCAUGUUUCCGCUCACCUAGCUUCAGCGUUAGUUCUCAUACUGUUAAUGGAGCUCGGUGUUGAAACCUGCAUCCGGCAUAAUCUUCUGGCAACAUCAGGUUAUCACUCGUUAUAUGAAUGGUAUAGAUCAGUGGAAAGUGAACAUUUCCCGGACCCCACGGGUCUCAGAGCGCGUAUCGAGAAAUGGACUUUCGGUCUUUAUCCUGCAUGCAUUAAAUAUCUUAUGUCAGCUUUUGAUGUUCCCGAGGUAAUGGCUGUGACGAGGACUAACAUAUGCAAAAACGGGAAGGUUUCACUCUCUCGAGGGACUGCGAUUAUAUACUACGCCUCUGUUUUUCUUUACUUUUGGGUGUUCUCGACUCCUGUGGUGUCGCUCGUAUUUGGAAGUUACUUGUAUAUCUGUAUAAACUGGCUUCAUUUGCAUUUUGAUGAAGCGUUUUCGUCUCUACGAAUUGCUAAUUACAAGUCGUUCACUCGGUUUCACAUCAUGGAGGAUGGAAAUCUUGAAGUUUUCACUCUUGCAGUUGAUAAAGUCCCAAAGAAGUGGAAGCUGGAUUCUGAUUGGGAUAAUGAGUUAAAACAACAGCAUCAGUUGAGUCAGCAAAGAAAAUAUCCAAGUAAAUGGAGGGCUGAUUCUUCUCAUCAAGAUCCAGUUAAUACUGUUAAAGUUGUUGAUCAUUUUGUUAUUCAAACUUAUAAAGCAGAAUCAGGGGUAGAAGAUGUGUCUGUUUCUCACUGAUGAGGAAUCUAGUUAGUGGUUUGGUUAAAGUAGGUUUGUAUCACAUGUUCAUUGUAUCUACCACAGUAAAUAUUUGUGUAAAUCUGAAAUAACUAGGUUUUACUCGGUUAGUUAGAUACAA